AAAAUAGAGACAUUAGGGGAGGUGGGAUUUUGUGAGUUAAGUUUACUUGCUAUAGGGCAGUCUGGUUUCGUCUACCAGUUGCAGGGUCCCGGCAGCACAUCCCCAGCCAAAAAUUUCUAAGGUCCAGUUCAGACGCCGAACUUUUCAUGAGCCGAACCUAAUUCGAAUUAAGGCCGACCCAAACUAUUAAGACUUCCUAAAUUGAUUCAGACGCCAGCUGAACUAAAUUCAAAAGGAGAAAAAUGCUCGUUUUGGUCAAACCGCUGGCAAAAUAUGCGUUGCUAAUUGAUUCAGACGCCGAACUUUUCGUGUAUUUAAUUCAAUGUAUUAGGUUCGGCUAAUCGGAAAAGCUCGGCGGCGUCUGAACCGGGCCUAAAGUACAAUCCCCAUUUGAUUCGGGAUUAAUGUUGUAAAAACGUUCGCCAACUUGGGCCAUGAUGGGAUCUUACAUCUUUUGUAAACAAGGCCAACUACGCUAUGAAAAUCAAAAGUCUAUUUUGGUUGGUUUCCAUGGUGAAUAAUAAGUUCCAAACGAACGGCGAUCUUUGGAACCUAAGUUAAACGAAUUACUGCAAGGAAUCGAGCACAUUGUAAAGCUGUUUUGUGUCAUGCGCAGUUGAGUCUUGCUAAAAACCAGUGUCUGAUUGACCAAUGAAAAGUCUUAUUUUGAAUGGUUUUUAUAGAGACAAAUUGCAUUGUUCUUUGGAGUGAAGCUGAUUACUAAUUACUAAUUAAUUUAUCAAAUGGUUUGUUAUUUGGUUGGUAUAAAAUCUAAUUACAUUACUAACUGGUCAGGUGAACUUAACCAAUUAUAUGUCCUGUUUUUGCCUUGUUUCCAUAGCGAACAAAACAUUACAAUAAGCUGAAUCCAGUGGCGAGGAAGAUAUUCCGUACUUUGCAUGGAAUUCAACCAAUAAAAUGCUAUGUUUUGUUGAGUUUCUAUAGAAAAUAAUUGCUUAAACAAUAAAUAGAUUGCCUUUAUUUUCUUACAGUCCUGGCCGAUAUAUUUAUCACUCUUACAUUUCAAUCAAACAUCUCCUGACCGACAGAACUGAGAGCGCGAUGGAGCAAAGUCAAGGUACUGCUGCUGUAGUUAAAAAUGCUGACUUUUUUCAAUUUCUUCUUAUAUUCCUCGCUUAACGCGUAAGUAUAUCCAAACGGAACAACACAUUCCAUCACUCUGAAAUUUAAAGAAAAUGUUAUAAUAUAUACGUUGGACGGCGAUUUUGCGUCCCAGAAAAAAUACCGAAGUUCAAAUGUCAUUUCAGAUACAUAAUGUACCCUCCAGGAGUUCUUUUAAUUUGGUUCAAAUGGUGUACAGCACCAUCCACUAAAUAAAUCAUUAUUGACUACACUACCGAUUGACUGGAUAACAACAGGGGCCAGGAUAAUAAAAAAAUGAGAACAACCUGAAAUGUUUUUGUUUGUACACUUUUGAAACUGUAUAAAACGUACAUUAAUUCAAAUUGAUUAGACUCAGUAAAAUAUCAGUAAAAAGUUUCAUUGAAAACUUUGUCGAUCAGGCAACACAAAAAAAUUACGUUUUUUUUUCAAGAAAAUAUCGAAGUUUUGUGCUUUAACAGAAUAGUGAGAUAACGUUUAAAAAAUCAAUGUUUGAACAUCCAGUGAGACAUUCGGCUUUCUCGUGUUUGACGUCUUGAAAAGCAGAACAUGACUCAAAAUUUUUUUAAAAGAGAGCUUUCCUGAACAUUACUAGGUAUCUCUCCAGUUUGUUUGAAAAUAAUGAUUUUUUUGUGAUUUAGUAACACUAUCAGGGGACGCAAUUUAAACCCUCCUCAAAUCGCUUUCGUCGUCAGUAUCUACUGUACCAUCCUCCUUCAGAGUAGAAAAUUACCUGGUUGUUUCUUUUUAUCUUUUUAUUUGAAAUGUAGUCGGUAACUGUGGAGCUGUUUUAUUGUUCUUCAGAAAUUCGACAACAGCAUCUGCUUCCUUCAAGAUCCAUGGCAUGGCGGCUUCCCCAACCAGCGCUGUGCUAUAUUCCACAAGUACAAUGGUAAAAUUGUUUAAUUGGUUAGAAAUAAUAGACAAUUCUAGGUAGAAACAAAAUUUAAAAGAGAUAUGUUCUCUUUUAGGACUUACAGCGUUCCAUUUCGUCAUGCAAAUAUACCUAGCAGUGGAAAACAAGUAACUUUGCCAGAGAAAGCUCGCCGCUUACGACCCCAAUGCCACAUCUGCUUCAAGACUUUCUCCAAAUCUGGAGCAUUGAAGGUACGUACUUUAAAUAGUUGUGUCCUUGUUUUUAACAUUUAUAUAAGUGACGUUACAACCAAGCACUAGGUUUUCUCAAGGACACCUAAGAAUCCGCAGACAGGGAGUGUGAGGCAAGGGGGGGAGGGGAGGUGCUUUUGGACAGAGGGUAGUUUUUAGCCUCUUCUACUGAAUGACGACAAACAGUAGGAGCGUAUAUUUUGCAAGUUGGAAGAAAGCCUCACUCCCUCGACUGCUAUAAACCACCGACACCCGCCCCUCGGUGCAUAUCCAAGAUGGCCGCCCGUACCGGUAGGCGAUCGAUCUUAACAAUCGUACAAAAACAUAGGGGACUGUGUCUACCCCAGUGAUUUUAUGGAGAGAUUGCUGACUUUAUACAAGUUACUGUUUUUUUUGUCUUUAGGUCAGAGUUUCGUACCCUCAGGGACCGCCUAACAAACUACAAAGAUGUAUUAUGUAUGUUUUUGUUUUCCAGGUGCACAUGCGAGUUCACAGUGGUGAAAAGCCGUUUCAGUGUCGUUUCUGUCCUAAAGCUUUCGCUCAAUCCGGGAACCUCAUUGCGCAUGAGCGGAUCCACACAGGAGAAAAACCAUAUCAGUGUGAAAAGUGCGGGAAACGUUUCACCCAGUCCUCGGCGUACAAGAAUCACUUGUACAUACACAUCAAACUACGUUUGAACGAGGUCAAUGAG
This is a messenger RNA of Porites lobata, 2920 nucleotides long. Lineage: Eukaryota; Metazoa; Cnidaria; Anthozoa; Scleractinia; Poritidae. The record is from the annotation of a GenBank genome assembly.